GCGCGUCUCAGAUUGCGUCGCCAGUUUCGUCAUCACGUGAUUAGCAAACAAAAGCAAGUCUCGCAAGCUUUGUCUUGCACCCUACGGAGUAAAUGUUCGAAAAUUUGUGCUGAAUACACAGAAGCCUUCAUACGGCACAUUCGCCAUAAGAAUAGUAUAUCGUUCAUGGAAAGAUCAUUCGGAUAAACUCGCUUUCGUGGACGUUGAGGCUUCUCAAGCUUUCGUAGCUUAGCCUAGCUAUGCUUAGCUCGUUAGCAGCUAACGUAAAGACGUGCUUGUUGUCAGCACAUCGCUAAGCCUAAAUCAAGUGUGAUUCCAAACUUUUGUGCUUAUCCGCCAAAAAUGUGUGCAAAAAGCAUGAAAGCAGAAGAAUAUGCCGAACGACUUUGUUGUUGAACAAAAGAGGACCCCAACGGACAUCAACGCCCGGAAGCAGUUAUCAAAGAGCCCCAAAUCGAAAAGACAUGAGUCAAAACUAUCUUCAUCCUGAGCAGCAGGAGCUGAAGGGCUGCAUCAUCAACACUGAGCAGCAGGAUGGAAUCAACAAGAUUUCAAUGAAUGUCGAUCAGAGUGACGAUAAAGAAGAAACAGAUAAUGGAGACCCCUGUGGAGCAUCACAAGCAGACAACCUCUUGGCUCCAUUAUCAGAUAAUGAUCAUGUAACACUACACUCUUCUGACACUGAUGAUGAAAAUAAUGAUGAUGAACACAAAGGUGGUAUGACCCAUACCACUAAAAAGCAUGUGAAAUGUUCUCAGUGUGACAAAACGUUUUUCAACACGUCAUCAUUGAAAAGACAUACAAGGAUGCACACUGGGGAGAAACCGUUCACCUGCUCAGUAUGUGGCAAAACAUUCUCGAUAAAGGGACAUUUAGUCACCCAUACAAGAACACACACCGGGGAGAAACCUUUUGUGUGCUCAUUAUGUGGUCUUGGAUUUGCUCAAAAGGUUACUUUAAGUAAUCACAUGAGAACACACACUGGAGAAAAACCUUUUGGCUGUUCAAUGUGUGGCCAAAGGUUCUCUGGAAAGAGACAUUUAAUAGCACACACGAGACGACACACUGGCGAGAAACCCUUUGUCUGCUCGGUUUGCGGUAAAGCAUUCUCUGUAAGUGGACAUUUGAAAACUCACACAAGAACACACACUGGGGAAAAACCUUAUGCCUGUGAAGUAUGUGGACUUAGAUUCACUCAGAAGAUUAGCUUAACAAAUCACAAAAGAACACACACUGGCGAAAAACCUUUUCCCUGUUCAUAUUGCGUCAAAAGCUUCUCAACAAAGGGACAUUUAACAACGCAUGAAAGAACACAUACUGGAGCGAGACCUUUUGCCUGCUUACUUUGUGGCAAAGGAUUCUCUACGAGUGGACACCUCAGAAUUCAUACCAGAACACACACUGGAGAGAAACCUUUUGACUGCUCAGUUUGUGCCUUAAGUUUCCGUGAUCAUUCCGGCUUGGCUAAACACAUGAGAUCACAUGCUGACUAAAAAGCAUUGUGAUGAAAGAUUCCACUAAACACCAGAUGUACACAGUUAAAGGACCCGGGAGUUGUAGUGUGUGUUUUAAAUUAUUUAAUGAUAAGUUAUCAAUUUAAGAGAUAGAAUUGCGUUUUAACAAAUUCUGGAAUGUAUAACAACAGUAUGUGUCUUUUUUUUAAGCUGGGGUAAACUGAUAUUUUUGGUAUUAUUGUUUACCUUUUGUUUCUGCUUGCAAGGAAGGUAAGCUGUUGUAUUUUUAUUUAAACAAUACAUAAGUUAAAUUGGAUUAUUUUCCCAGGAAGAAUUUUUGUUUGUUUGUUUUGGUGUUGGUUCACCGCAGAGUUCUUUUGCUAAGUUAUUGUUU
Messenger RNA from Syngnathus typhle (broad-nosed pipefish), 1848 nucleotides. RefSeq names its product gastrula zinc finger protein XlCGF17.1-like. Lineage: Eukaryota; Metazoa; Chordata; Actinopteri; Syngnathiformes; Syngnathidae. Bases 465 to 1493 code for a protein of 342 amino acids. Gene Ontology annotation, biological process: regulation of transcription by RNA polymerase II. The transcript is spliced from 2 exons. Gene Ontology annotation, molecular function: RNA polymerase II cis-regulatory region sequence-specific DNA binding; DNA-binding transcription factor activity. The record is from RefSeq and is a predicted model, not a curated record.